Molecule: messenger RNA, 4691 nt
Organism: Anopheles coluzzii
Lineage: Eukaryota; Metazoa; Arthropoda; Insecta; Diptera; Culicidae
Product: probable cyclin-dependent serine/threonine-protein kinase DDB_G0292550
Exons: 4
Coding region: 646-1578 (310 amino acids)
Source: RefSeq, a predicted model, not a curated record
GGACCAAGCCAGUUUGGCCGCGAGCGUGUGCGAGACCGCACGAGCUGAGGGCCGGAAUCAAAACCUGGAAGCAUUGUGCCACCAAAAGAAACCAAUCAACCGUACCUGUGAAGAUGCAACGCCCGAAUUAGUAGGCCAAGCAAGCGUGUCGCUCAUGUGGUAGUGUGCACUCUAUUUGUUAAAAGGGGAGCAGUGUGGUAGGGUGUGAGGUGCUUUCAGUCCGCCCCAAAGUGACCAUUGUCACAAUCUCCCAUGGCCUAGUGGGCAGACCGUGUACGUCUAUCAUUAGCAAUCAACAAUCGACGAUCUAAUACCCCCGUGUGAGUGUGUGUGUUUGUAUGUGUUUGUUUAAAAAGGAACAAGCCAAAUAGGAAAACAUAAUAUAAAACGCACUGCGACGAUGUUCGUACGCAAACAUCAUUAUCAGCAGGGCAAGGUGUAGGAAAAGCAAAUUCCAGUACUCAGUAAGCAAAACUAAACAAAAUCGAAAAACCCGUCCCAUAUCGUUAGCUUAGGAUAAGAGCAGCCAAACGUUUGAAAGUUGUGUACUUUAUACAGAAGAGAUCUUAUUCCGUCAACUCCACCAACACCUCCACACCCAACCCACUCUCCCCAUCUGUCAAUCCGUCCGCCAGUGUGGCAACAAUGUUCUGGAUCCUGAGGCGUACCGGCGCAGUCAACUUGUUCAACUCCAUCAACGGCAACGGUAACGCAGCCAAAACGGGGUCCAACCACAGCAGCAACUCGGAAAGGAGUAACCCUCGUCCACCACGCAAAGCCUACGGAAGGCUGAGCGGCGAGCCGGAUGACUCGCAGUCGCAUCAGCGGGCGCGGUACGAUGUGACUGGCUCGUCGGCCAGCCCGCCCUACACCGUUAAGCUGAUCGACUUCGAUGGGGCGGCAGGCUCGGAGACAACAGCGCCCGGUUGCGCUUGUGGCGAGCUGCAGCAGCUUAACGGCAACAGUUUCUGCUGCACCGGCUACGCCUGUCCCGAGAGCAACAAUCACAACAACAACAACAACAACAACUACAACAGCAACAUCCUCAACAACAAUCACGCAGGCAGCAAUCAAACACACGGCAGCAUGGCGCUCAACAGUGUCGACAAUGAUGAUGACGACGAUGGUGACGACGGCGGUGGCGGCGCUGCAGAUAUCAACCGGAACCACUCGAACUACAACGACACCGACUCGGAGCUCGAGCUGGACGGCAAGAUCAAGGAGCAGCGGCUGGAGGAGCAAACCCUAGCCCGGCUGCACGCGAUCGCCCUGUCCGAUGACGACGACUACGAUGAGUCACUAACAUGCAACGUGUGCGAUCGGGCAUUCCGCUGCCGCCGUCAGCUGGCGUCCCAUCAACAGAAGAAGCGUCACUUCGGUUGCAGUGGCUGCGAUAGCCUCUUCUCGUCGCUGAUGCUGCUGGAGCACCACAAGGAAGAGUUCGAGCACUGGAGCGAUUACGAGGACGACCGGCGACUACCGUGCUGCCGGCGUAACCGCCGGGACGAGGACGACUACACCGACACCGAGUCGGGCACCAGCGACGCGGAAAGUGAGGACCUCGAGCGGCUGCUGUGAGCGGCUUUCUGACGAGGGGCGGUGCUGGUCAUCUCCUGACAAACCCGGACGAACUCUGUGACGCUUGUUACGUGUUGAAGGGAGUUAUGUUUAGCAAGAGAUUUUUCAUUGCCGCUGUACAUUUUUUGGAACUCGUUGUUUGUAGCCGCCAAAGUAGUAGAAGAAGAAGACAUCUAAAAUAUUGGUGAUGUUAUGAUGAUUGUUGCCCUACCGCACUAUAUGUUAUACGCGUUGCUUAUCCACAGAGAUAUUAAUCCUUCCGUAGCUGUAUGAAAUGUAUCUUCCUUGCGUGGCAAGUGUAGCAAUGUUUUGAAUUCGACUGUCUUGGACGUAUUGUAUGGGAAAGACUUUCCCAAUACCGUAGUUCCCCCAGACACGUCGGAUGAGUUCCUUCUUUAGCAGCACAACUAUGUGCCACCAGACCAAACUGCGCCCUUGUUGUUCCCUUGUUGGUGUCUAAGGUGUCUAUAAAAACAAAACGGUUGCUAUUUUCCAAGCUUAUUUGUACUUCACACGAACCCUUAGAAAAGACAGAUGACCGUUACAAAUGACGAAAGAACGUAUAAGCAACUAAUAUUGUGCGCAAAACAAUCCCAAAGCUACCAGAUAGGAACUAAACAAAAUAAAGUAAAUAUCAAAGCCAAAAACAUUGAGAUACAUUUAUAGACUAGCAACAGACUGUGUGAACCCACACACGGUCCGGAAAUUAUAAUGCCAAACAUAUUUACUGGAAAACAUACACACACAUAUACACAUACAAAUACACGCAGGCACAUCACGAUUUAAAAAAAGGGUGCGAUGUGUAUCCAACGCAGCGUGUUGAGGAUAUCAAUGGUGAAAAAGCCCAACAAACACAAAAAGUAAAACAAAACAUAGCAAACAUUUUGUCGUCCCAUGCAUACCCAAGGUUUACCUAGGCAUUCCGAUGGCAGAAAAAACGACGUGGAACCAAAUUCUAUUAAAAUAUUCAUAUCAUUACAACACGACCGCGGACAGCUGCAGGAUUUUGAAGGCAUGCAAGAGCAGAAAGAGGUGCACCGAAGGAGAAUGAUAUGGAAAACAGGUAGCUUUGAAAUGAUAAAAAAUGAAAAGGAAAGCAACGCAACAAAAAAAACUAUAUCAUUCUUUCUAAAAAAAAGCAAAACUGUAGUAGAAAUGCAACCAAAACAGGCGAUAUGAAUUUAGAAAUGAAACUAAACACAGACACACGCAUAAAAAACAAAUCCCAAAGAAAUCAAAGUACACUUCGACAGCUGUAAGCUGUGUUUCUGUGGCUAAUAAUCAAGUAGUAUGAAUAAAGGACAUAUACCAACAUGUAAAACACGCGUUUUGGAACCGAGUAAUGCUGCGGGUUUCUCUCUUUCUUGUUGGCCUGCUCACGAUAGAGCACGUCCAUGUGACAUGGCCCGGUCAACAAUUAUUCUCCAGGAUGAUUGGUCCCUGGCUGCAGCCUCCCAUCCAUGCAGACACGCGAUCUCCGUCAGGUCUCGCUUCACUUGGUCCAGCCAUCGAGUUCGCUGUGCUCCCCUGCGCCUUAUGCCGAACUGGGGAUCACUGUCGAACACCUUCUUGGUGGGGCAUGAGUCCGGCCUCAAGACAUGCCCCAGCCAUCUCUCUCUUGCCAACUCUCUACCAGCCUUCGCCACCGUCAGAUUGCUCGGUCCGCCGUACAGCUCAGCAAGCUCGUGGUUCAUCCUUCUCCUCCACGCUCCAUGCUCGAACACACCGUCAAAGAUGGUACGGAGUAUGCGUCACUCAAACACGCCCAGAGCGUUUGCAUCCUCCGCUCGGAUGGUCCAGGACUAGUGUCCAUAGAGGACCACCGGGCGAAUUAAUGUGCGAUAUAACACAUUUCAUGCGGGCUUGAAGUCUUCUGGAUCUCAGCAGUCGGUGAAGCCCAUAGUAUGCCCGAUUCUCCUGAACAAUGCGUCUCCGGAUUUUGCUGCUGAUGUCGUUGUCCGAAGUAACGACCGUCCCAAGAUAACAGAACUCCUUUACUAACUCGAGAUUGUCGCCGCCAACUAAUACACUGCUCCCCAGAUGGUCUGAGUCUCCGGCAAGCAGAUACUUCCAGUAGCGGGUUUACAGUGUCGGGGGCCCUAAGCAGUAAGAAUUGAUGAGGCCCUCUGUACAUGAUUUCCGGGGGUGCUCGGCAUCCGUCUUUGAUUAUGUAACAUUUCAACUUAAAUUUUGUUUGGGCCCCCGCAAUUGCUUACUUUGCUUACCGUUAAAAUCGUCACUGGGUACUUCAACUUCGUCACAUUGAUUAUCAUUCCAAUUCUUGCUGCUUCGCGUUUGAGUAGGGUGUACACCUCACACAGCCUUACUGUUGUCCUGCCGAUGAUGUCGAUGUCAUACGCGAAGCCAAGAAAUUGGAUAGACCGAUAGAGGAUCGUGCCACGGAUGUCGUUGUUUAGCCCCGCGCUUCGAAUGACACCUUCCAGGGCGAUGUUGAAGAGUAGACAGGAGAGUCCGUAACCUUGACUCAGACCCCUGUGAGAUUCGAACGAUUCCGACGUCAAGUUCGACACUCUCACCUUGCACUGCACCCCGUUCAUGGUGGCCUCUAACUCCCGGAUCAACUUCCCAGGGAAGUGGUACCGCUGCAUGAUGCUCCAUGAUGCUGCGGGUAUGGCGAACGAUAAGUAUAUCUUGCCAAAUGUUACGGUUCCGAACUCUCCGCUGGAGCCAUCAUAAAGAUUUAUGCCAGUUUUCACCGCAAUCGAAGCGCAAUCGAAGCAAUCGAAAGCUCUACUGCUCUGCUGAAAGUUUACUAAAAUAAAGAGUAGAGAAGCAGCAACACCGUAAACCGCGUGUGUGCAUCGGUGAAAAGCUCGUAAACUGGAUCGCUUAAAUUAUAUUUAUCAUUUAUGGUGGUUUUAUUUAGUUUACAGAUACGAAUGUAUGUCUAGUUCCUUCUUGCUUUGUCGUUUUGUUUUAGCUUCAUUUCAUUUUCCCAUUCUCCGUUGUACGCCAGUGGGGGGGGGGGAGCGCCGAGGGACGUUCACUUCCAUUGCUAUCCUCGAGAGUGCGCGCAACGGUAUGGAUUUUCCGUUUUGUUCUAGUGUUUCUUUGUUUUUUUUUUGUUUUUUUUGUUUUUUUUUUUGUUUUUU